This is a messenger RNA of Symbiodinium necroappetens, 441 nucleotides long. Lineage: Eukaryota; Dinophyceae; Suessiales; Symbiodiniaceae. The record is from the annotation of a GenBank genome assembly.
AUGGCGCCGUAUCCAACGACUGUGUACAACCCGUCCAGCUUGGCAGGCCACUGGACCUGGUCUGACAACUUCUUUGGCCGUGGCAUCAUGCUGUUUUAUGUGUUCACUGAAGUUGCAGAAGCAACUCACGACUUCUGGUUUUCGAACAAAACGUAUGCAGAUAUCGAUGCUACAUCGGAUUUGGUCUUUGGCGACGGCACCUUCCCAAUGUCGAAAAUCAAUGAGGAUGAAUGGGAUAGGGUGAAUAGUUACGUCCUCCGUCGCAUCGUCUAUGGAGAUGGAACUCCUCAUCCUGUGUUCUGGCCCAAGUUCCUCGACUGGUACAAGAGCACUUUCCCAGGUCUCGGUAUCGCUGUGAUGAGCAGCAACAAUGAUUGCAUACGCAGAUGUCAGUACCUCGCACCUUGCGCUGUCUGUCAACCUCUCUGUGGAGUGGCCUGA